CGUGGUGCUGAGGCUUUUGCAAACCAAAAAUGUCUGCCUAAGGGAAACUCGUAACUGAUAUAUAUAGAGGAUAUUUUCACAGGUAUUGCUGCUCAAGCCCACGUUUUCCUAUUUCGAGGCGUACCGCAAGAAAGUGAGCUUCCACCAGAUCACCCUAGUCGGGAUUUGAAUCGGAAAAAGGUUUCUAGAUCGCCAGGAUGAACCCUCAGCAGCGGAUUGCCGCGCUUGGAACAGACAAGGAAUUAAGUGACCUGCUGGAUUUUAGUGCGAUGUUUUCUCCGCCUGUCGGUGGAGGGAAGAACAGGCCCACUACACUUGGAAGCAGUCAGUUUAGUACUUCAGGUAUGGAGGAGCGGACCAACCAAGCGUCUUGGGCCCCAGGUGGCGAGUCCAGUCCCUCCUAUGAGUCCUCCCGGGGUUUUGCAGACAGCCCUCAUUACGGCGAUCAUCUGAGUGACAGUCGAUUAGUGUCCCAUGAAGGAUUGUCCCCAACACCUUUUAUGAACUCCAACAUAAUGGCUAAAUCAGAGAGGGCUUCAUUUCUUGGCUUUGGGAGGGAUCCUGGAGCGCCUAGCUGCCAGCCCCCUGUGAGGCCAGACGUUCCGUUGGCCAGUCCAAGUCCAGCGACUCCAUCGGGGAAGUCAGCUACGCCGUUAUACUCUUUCUCUGCAGCCAAUCCUAGAAGACGCCCUCUACAAGAUGCUCUGCCCGUCGAUCCUCUACAAGCAAAAAAGGUUCGCAAGGUCCCUCCUGGCCUGCCUUCAUCUGUGUACGCACCAUCUCCGAACACAGAAGACUUCAACAGAGAUUCCCCCUCGUACUCCUCUCCUAAACCCUCCAGCAGUAUGUUUGCAAGCACUUUCUUUGAUGGUACCCACAGUUCAUCUGACCCCUGGAACUCGUCCAGUGGGAUCAGCCAGCCCGGCUAUGGGGGAAUGCUCGCAGGAUCUUCAUCUCACAUGUCACAGUCAGGAAACUACACCAGCCUGCACGCACACGACCGUUUGAAUUACCCCGCACAUUCAGUCUCUCCAGAUAUCAAUGCCAGUCUUCCUCCCAUGUCCAGCUUCCACCGGAGCAAUACCAACACUUCACCAUUCGUCACCGCAGCGCACACUUCAUCUGCCAACGCAGCCGAUGGGGUCAUGGCUGCUGCAAAUCGAGGGAACACAACUGGAAGCUCACAGACUGGAGACGCACUGGGCAAGGCUUUAGCCUCGAUUUACUCGCCUGACCACACUAGCAGUAGUUUUCCAUCCAACCCGUCGACACCUGUGGGGUCUCCUUCACCUCUGACCGCCACUGCAGGGGCUGCCUCAGCGGGAGCCGUGGUGGCUGCGUCUAGUACCCCGUCUGGAAGGCCAGGUACCAACCAGUGGCCCCGCAACAGUGGACAGAGCCCCUCCUCUCCAACUUAUGAGAACUCGCUUCACUCACUGUCUCGAAUGGAGGAUCGUCUGGACAGACUGGAUGAUGCAAUCCUUGUUCUGAGGAACCAUGCCGUGGGCUCCACCGCCAGUCUGCCCAGCGACUUACACAGUCUGCUGGGUCAGGCGCAAAAUGGGCCAAUCGCAGCCAUUGGAGCAAACUUCCCUGCCUCUGCAUUGGUUCCAAGUCGGACAGCAGCGAUGCAGGGUGGCGCCCAUGCUGACGAUGCUGUCAGCCUGAACAACAGCCACGGAGGUCUGCCCAGCGCCGGCUCCACAUCCAGCACAGAACUCAGCCGCCAAGUGGAAAUAUUCAGAGGUCUCACUUCAGCCCUGGCUGGCCAUGUGCCUACCACCCUGGAGCUGAAGCUGGAGAAGCAGGACAAGGAUGAUAUGCAGGAUGACCUCUCUGGGGAUGAGAAGUCUGAUGAUGACAGUGACAGAAGAGAUAUGAGGACACCCAGAGCAGGCACACGCACAAGUAUAACUGAAGAUGAGGAUCUGAAUCCAGAGCAGAAAGCUGAGCGUGAGCGCGAGAGGAGGAUGGCUAACAACGCCCGUGAACGCUUAAGGGUGCGAGACAUCAAUGAGGCCUUUAAGGAGCUGGGUCGGAUGUGCCAGUUGCACCUGAAGAGCGAGAAGCCCCAGACCAAACUACUCAUCCUCCACCAGGCUGUGGCCGUCAUACUUAACUUGGAGCAGCAAGUCAGAGAGCGGAAUCUGAACCCCAAAGCAGCCUGCCUUAAGAGGAGGGAGGAGGAGAAAGCGUCUGGGGGUUCUGGUGACACUCACCAAGCUCACACAGGGGUCCACCCAGGCCUGACUGACACAUCCAACCCCAUGGGCCACCUCUGAGUAGCAGACAGAUCAAAGAGAUCCAGAUCAUUUCUGUCCCGUUUGAGUCGGCGUUCUUGCUUCCCAGUGACAAACUUGACUCUCAAUUUACAACACCAAUUGGAGGAAACAGACCACUUGAGGGAAAUACUACGAUACUCAAUCAACCCAACCCUACUGUUGAAGAAGAAGAAACCCAGCGUCCAGCUCCCUGUGACCAGUUUCCAUCUGCAAAUUUCUCCUCACUAAGAAACCCCUUCAGCACAUAUCACUGUCUGCAAGAGAGGUGUUGCUUCUGAACAAUCAGAGACUUCGCAAUCUCCUCCAACCGUACGUGGAAAUUGCCUUGUGCCUAAACUGAAUUGACGAAUGCAUUGUAACAGCAAUUGUUUUUUUGUUUGUCUGUUUCUUUUUUUUUCUAUUUAUUAUGUUAUUGAGCUAAGUGUAUGUCUAAAGGGAAAGUUAAGCAAAUUCAAAGAGAAGUAUGCAGCUUUUCAGUUUAUCUAUUGUUUGCAAGUGUCACUGUUUAAAACUGAGCACUCCACCCCGAUAAGUCUUUGGCGAGUCUGGAGAUGAGGGGGAAAUAUUUGGGCACUGAGAAGAUUAAUUUAUUGGCCAGCUGAGAGUGAUAUUUAUACCCGACAGAAAUGACCAUUAGCUGUUAGGAGAGAAGACGUAAAAGCGCCCCAUGUUUUAAAAAAAGAUGACAUAUUAUUAUAUUUAUAUUUAGCAAUUUUGCCACUGGCCACUUGCAAAACCAAAACUACCUAUGUUUGUUUCUGUGUAGGUUAGAUCAGUUGUCUGUGCUACUGACAAGCCAACCAUGUUAGUAUCAAAGAUAUAGUCUGCAAAGGUGACCAGCAAACUCUAGGUUUACUGAAAGCUCAGAUUUAGUUAUUUUCCUCCUUGUUAGUGAGCAGUGAAAACACAGAGAGCAAACCUUAGCAUUCCCUGCAUAUUUAGUGUCUUAACUAAAGGAAGAAGGGAAAGUUGUUGCCCUCCUUUGCCAUAUAGUGUUAAACGUAAGCAGUGACUUUUUUAUUUUAUUUGGCAGAUUCUUGUCUUUGAUUAGCAUCCUGACAGUUACUCGCUCCGCUUAAUGCAGCACAGAAGUGGCUUGCUUUUUUUGUUUUUGUAUCUUUCCUGCCACCAGCUAAUCAGAGACUGCUUGAUGAAGUUGUAGUAAAAUAAACAAACGACGACCACACUUUCUCCUGGCCUGAUGAACACAUAACUUAAUUUUCUUUCUGUUCAUAUCUGAAGACAUUUAAUGUCAGACGCAGUUAUUCUUGAGUUGUGCUUAUUUGUAUUGAGUCAUUUCUUUACGCACUGUCAGCAUCAUAACGCCCAGUUUCAGUCGGAGAAAAUGUUCUAAGUUAUUUUUCAGUGAUAUUCAAAUCAAGCCUUGAUACACGCAGUUAAAAAACAGACUAGAUAUUUCUCAGACUUUGUUGGAUGCCAUAGAACUGUAGCACAAUAAUGAACAAAACUAGGUAAGAGGAUUUUCUUUGAUGCUUCGUAAUCAUGGCUUUAUUUUGUUCUCCCUAUCAGUGUGCAUGCUUUACGUUCUCCUAUUAAGUCUUUGGUCUUAAGACUUGCUUUAUAUUCCAUUAAUUUCUGUGUAUAUUGUUGUCUAUCAUAAUCUACACCUCAAACAAGGCUGUCACAUUCAGAAGGACUCUCCUCUUCAAUAAAGGGACUUAAAUUAGCAUAAAUAUGCCACACUAAGAGUUUACAUCAAACAUGUAUAUCAUUUGACCACUAAAGCCCUUAAUGGUUUUUAUGUAUGCUCUGUCUGAAUGUGGCCUUGUUCUCCAUUUCAGUAUUUAUGGGCUUGUAUUCCUCUCAGCAGACUUUGAUUGAGGAUAUUUUACGCCACUUCCUGCUCUUUCCUUCCUUUUUUAAAUUUCCUGUUCUUCCUACAAUUCUUUGCUCCUCUGUUUGCCAAGUUAGACUUCGCUAUAUUCCCAGAUGCUUUCCCUUGUAUAAUAUAUGAAGAAAAACAAAAAUCAAAAGGAAAAAAAACAUUUGGCUUAUUUUUCACUGUAGUUAGUCUUUUAUACGAUAAUACUGUAAGAAUAUUUCUUGAAUUCUAAAUAUUACUCUUUCUAGAUUUUGGAAGCAAAAGUUUUGAGUAAAAAGUUUCUUACUUUAUUUUACUAUAUUAGAUAGUAAAACGUACGGUUAUUUACAGUAACCUGUCCAUUAUUACAGGAAAUUUAAUAAAAGCAUCUGAAGGACAUGGCUGAAAUGUCGCUCGUGGUUUAGUUCUUCAAAAGGCUUCACUCGAGCUCCAGAUUCCUAAAAGUGAGACCUCCAUCUUAUUCUUCGUCUCGUUGUUGAUUGGUGAAACAUUUGCUCUUGGGUCAAAUACAGAAGUAAUGUCGAUGCAUACAUCACAAAACUGCAACAACGGGAAUUUGAAUUUUCUGUCUUUUUCAGCAAAAACAAUGUAUAUAACAUUUAUGUUGCAAUAAAUGUGCCAUCUUUUUUUAAACUCGACUGUAUGUGCAUUUAUUCUCUCACUGAGCUCACAUGUUUGUUUCUUUCUCAUCUCUAUGUUCACAUUCUCUCCUCUCCAUGACUUUUUAUUUUGUUAAAAUGGCACAGGAAGGAUGAGGUAGGAUGAGCUCAGACACAUAUGUGGGGUUAAAGACUUCUUUAAUGUCUUGUUUUUGUUUUUUUAAGACAUUUCUAGUGGAUUUAGGCCAAAUGAGUGUUUUAUAGUGUGUAACUCAGUUUUGAAAAUACUACCAGUGGACCAUUUUAGUCUGUAUGGAAAGUGCUAUGAAUAUAUGUUUCUAUUUUUAAUAAAGUGUGAUAGCAGCGUACUGUA
This is a messenger RNA of Notolabrus celidotus (New Zealand spotty), 5097 nucleotides long. It is a transcript of the gene tcf12, whose product is annotated as transcription factor 12. Gene Ontology annotation, biological process: regulation of transcription by RNA polymerase II. The coding region runs from base 198 to 2282 and encodes 694 amino acids. Gene Ontology annotation, cellular component: transcription regulator complex. The record is from RefSeq and is a predicted model, not a curated record. Gene Ontology annotation, molecular function: DNA-binding transcription factor activity, RNA polymerase II-specific; protein dimerization activity; RNA polymerase II cis-regulatory region sequence-specific DNA binding. Lineage: Eukaryota; Metazoa; Chordata; Actinopteri; Labriformes; Labridae. The transcript is spliced from 20 exons.